CAAUAAGCUAAGUCAGCCAGCUAGUGUGUGUUACGCGUGGUUUGUGAGUGCGAGAACUACCGCGUUUGCGUACUUCUGUAGACUGAUUGAUAGAUUGCAGAUCGAGUGAUCAAAAGCUACCAUGGAUUUUGUGGCCAAACAGAUGGUUGGGAAACAGCUAGGCGCAGUAAAAGGCGCCGUGGGCGGCGGCGGGGGCGAAGAACAGGAUCCGGAAGAGAAGAAGAAACAAGAAGAUGAGGAAGCCGCCAUUGCGGAGGCGCGGCGGGAAGCCGAAGAGAGGAGGAAAGAGAAACACAGAAAGAUGGAGGCAGAACGCGAGGAGAUGAGACAGGGCAUAAGAGACAAGUAUGGUAUCAAAAAGAAGGAGGAGAAAGAGGAAGAGCAAGAACACAUGGACGAAUCUGGGAGAAUCGGUAGAAAGAAGAAGUCUCCCGAGGAAAUGCGGCAGGAGGCAGCAGCAGAGGAAGAGGAAGACGACAGCUUAAUGGCUCAGCUACCCGUCGACCUGAAAUCUGUCACAGACAAAUUUAACACCAUCAAGACGGAUAUGUCGGAAAAAUGUGUGACGAUGUAAGGUAAUUGGAGCGAGGGGGCGAGGGCGUGGUCACAAGCAAGGCAUCAGCAGCGAAGUCAUGAGGUUUGUUGAGGGAUUUUCACGUAGGAUGCACGUGGGUGGGCACGGAAGACAGCUGAGAGACUCAUCCGUGCUUGCAAGGAUUUGAUCGCGCUCGCCGAACAAGUUGAUUCACGAAUGCCGGAGCGCACAGGUUUAUUCCUUUGCAAUGAUUGGCCUUGGACCCCUCCUUUGGAUCGUAGCUUGAUGCAAGCAGUUCAGAGGGGUGUCUUCACCCGUGCACUGAAUGGCCAAGUCUUACUGUAUUAACUGUGAUCUUACAGAACACCGAUGCUAUAGAAUGCAGUUUGGUUUUGGGGUUUUCACGCACGCGAGGCUAUGUAAUCGCGCACUCGACCCGUGUGAAUUCUAGCUAGGCUGCCGCAUCUUCUCAUUUGGUCGGCUAACGUACAUUAUAACGUGCCAUUGUAACAGCUAACCAUAGCUCGCCAGUUUAUCUACACCUCGCUAUUGAUUCAUCUGAAGCUGUUUGCUGUACACUUCACGAGAAGCGAAUCCGGGUUCAGUUUGAGGCGGGGAGGCGAGCUGAUGGGAUGUUAUCAAAUGAGGGUGUUUUUCAGCACCACAUCACUCUCUUCAGAAGCGAGAAUGAACCGAACGGUAGAGGUGCACGUAAUCCCUUAUGUGCGUGACGCUAUCGUAUGUCGCAACAUCCACUGUGUGUUGCAUCAUCUUGCAUUGCAUGCUACAUAUACUCAUUACUACAAACGUAGAUAUUGCAUGUGUACAUAUAUGUAUAUAUAUAUAUACUAUAUAUAUAUAUAUAUAGGUAUUAUGAAUAUUAUAUUAUGUAUAUAGUAUAUAUAAUUAUAUAUAUAUUGCAGAGUUAUUAUAGUGGAAUUCGCACUUUCUGAUUGCCAGUGUUGAAGUUUCACUUUGUUGAUGGCUAUGUUUGCACUGCGUUUCGGCGUUUCUGUGUUUUGCAGGUCUUCUGAAUAUAGAGAUAGCCUUGCAAAAGUGAUACUCAUUCUCGCCACGUGCGCUAACUCCUAGCAGUAGUGCAGGUGACGUUUACUUGAUCCACCCUUUCCUUGUGUAAUCCACCCUUUGAGCAUUCAACUGUGCCAAACUGCUGCAAAAUCAUCACAGGAAUAUUAAUUGGGCAGAUUAGUUUAACUUCGCUUGAUAUAUGCUGAAAAUUUUCGUCGUUAUUAAGUUGAUGCCUGAUGCAUAAAACUAUGCGUUCAUAUUUGACAGAAGUUCGGAAAGUUUCCAAUAUACAAAUUCCAAUCGAGUAGAGAUUCAAUAUGGCGGCGAGUUGUCGUCUUGUUUAUAGGUUUGUGUCAGCAACGCAUCCGCUCAAAUUCUAAUUACCGCCACAAGCAUCGAUCAUAAACACGAUUGUGACCCCCUUCGGAUUUCCUGGUCUCCCUGAUUCCUACUUCUAUCUGUACGUCGUAGCGAUGACGUUGCCUGAUGAAUUCACUGUACUCUCUACCGCCUCGGCAAUGUCUUAUAGUGCGUUGUUAGUGAGCAGUGUGUCAUGUGGCUGCGUUUAAGCACUACAGUCUUGCUCCAUGGCAGCUUAUUCAGACUGCGCGGUCUCAUCUUGCCAUUACUGAUGAGCAAUGGCUUCAUCGUCCUGUGAGAUUUACUGAGAGUCCGGUGAGUCCCGAAACACAUUACGCGAGUUUGCGGCUUGGAGACAUACUGGGCAAUAAUAGAAGAUUGAAUCUUGCAUAUAGUUUACCUGAACACCCUUAAGCACAUGCUCCGAAUGUGAGUAACUGAUGAUGGUCAGGGGAGGGGUGUGGAGUGAUAGCAGAAGUAUGUGAAACAGGAUAAAAGGAUGAAAAUGUGAAAACGGGAGGACAUGAUUAAUGGUAUUGGGGAAAAUGGCAGUGCAUAACAUUAUGGCAAAUGUAGCAAAUGAUAAUUGUGGUUCACAGCUUUCCCUAGCCGCAGGUAAACGUUCCUAAUGAGAAUAAAACUGUUGAGAAGCCAGUAGUGGCAGGUAUUUACUAUUAGUGACAUUGUGUCUUACUGGGUUAGCCCCGCCUUGUGGUUCAGUAGCAUUACGUCAACUUUCCGAUUAGAAAUCAUGAUCAUCUGUCGGUGUAAUGAUCGCAAGCGUUACAGAUAACACUAACGAUACGCUGUCUCACAAUUACGGAUUUAUUGAAGUGGAUAUAGGGUGAGGAAGGCGAAUCACUGUUAUAUAUGUAUAUAUUCACUGUUAUAUAUGUAUAUAUAUAUAUCAGGAGCUAAUAAUGACAAAUGUUGUCUUAUGUUGUCAAAUGUUGACAAAUGAUGACUUUGUUAUUAUUAACUCCAUAUAUAUAUAUUUAUAUAUUUAUUUAUUUAUAUAUAUAUAUAU
Molecule: messenger RNA, 2951 nt
Organism: Priapulus caudatus
Lineage: Eukaryota; Metazoa; Priapulida; Priapulimorpha; Priapulimorphida; Priapulidae
Product: complexin-like
Exons: 5
Coding region: 122-574 (150 amino acids)
Biological process (GO): regulation of neurotransmitter secretion; neurotransmitter transport; synaptic vesicle exocytosis
Cellular component (GO): terminal bouton; SNARE complex
Molecular function (GO): syntaxin binding
Source: RefSeq, a predicted model, not a curated record